Messenger RNA from Prorocentrum cordatum, 1086 nucleotides. Lineage: Eukaryota; Dinophyceae; Prorocentrales; Prorocentraceae. The record is from the annotation of a GenBank genome assembly.
UGUAUUCCAGAAGCUGUGGCAGCUGGGAGGGGGGGGGAGGCAGAGAGGAGGAGGAGGACCUCUCCCUCCCCACCCGCAGAUAUGUGGGAGCAGCUCUUCGCCGCGUCCCACAGCAGACUCCAGCAGGGCCUCUGCAUCUGCGCUCGCCUCGAAUUCCGUGGGCCUGCCCUCUCCUCCAGCGCCGCCGCUCGUGGCGUGGGCCCCAGGGGGUCUCCCGGGGCCGGCGGCCCCACGAUCGUCUGCGGCGACGUCGGGAUUUGGCACACGGCCAGGGCCUCCCUUUGGGCUGGCGCCUUGAACGAAGAGAAAAAAAAAGGCUGGAGCGCCGGCUGCGCGCCAGGGGAGUGCACGCCUCCCGCUCGCGCGGGCGGAGGGGAGGAAUGUCUCCGCGCUGUGUCCAGCGCUCCUCGCACCGGACCCGAUCCGCGAGGCGACUGCGUGCAGACCUUCGCCCGCCUGCACGCCCAUCGCGCACGGCUGCUGUCGAUCGCCCUACCAGCAGAUGCGCGCAGGAAUGGUAAGUUGACCUUUUCGGCGGCGGUUAGGGUUCGGAUCCUGCGGCCGAGUUCUCAGGGCCGGCGGAGCUAGCCGCAAGUGAGGGGCAACAUGCCCCCCCCCUGUCGACGCCACUGCGCCAGGCCUCUGCACCAGAUCCUCGGGCCCGCGCCGUCGGCGAGGAGGCCCCGCGGGGAGCGAGCGCCAGCGGUCAGCGGACGCCCUCGGGGAAGGCGGCGGCGGCAGAGUCGGAGUCGUCCGACUCAGGGGGCGCCUCGGUCGUGGCGGCGGAGAGGUCGGACCUGGCCUCGCCGCUGCUUGCCUCCCCGGCUCCUCUCGAGGGCCCGGGCCCCGGCGGGCGCCUCCGCCCUCGCCUGCGGCGCGCGGCCCCGGCGCGGGCUGCGCGGCAGGCCGCAGCGCGGCGAUGCGGGCGGGCUGCGCCUGCGCGGGGAGCCCGGGCCCCCGGGCCGCCGCACCACGGCCACGGCCGCCGAGAUGGCCUCGAGUUCCUCGAGGAGGUCCUCGUCGCCCCACGCGCACGGCUCGCGGGCCAGCGAGCGCAGGAGCCUCUCCAGGCCCUCCCGGUUCCUG